Messenger RNA from Pseudopipra pipra, 2340 nucleotides. It is a transcript of the gene SCAMP2, whose product is annotated as secretory carrier membrane protein 2. The record is from RefSeq and is a predicted model, not a curated record. Gene Ontology annotation, cellular component: trans-Golgi network membrane; recycling endosome membrane. Lineage: Eukaryota; Metazoa; Chordata; Aves; Passeriformes; Pipridae. Bases 93 to 1094 code for a protein of 333 amino acids. Gene Ontology annotation, biological process: protein transport. The transcript is spliced from 9 exons.
GCCGUGACGUCACGCGGCUCCCCGGUCACGCGGGUGCCCCGGAAGCGCCAGGAGCGGCGGCGGCGGCGGCGGGAGCGGAGCGGACCGCGCCUAUGUCGGGCUUCGACACCAACCCGUUCGCCGACCCGGUGGACAUCAACCCCUUCCAGGAUCCCUCGGUGACACAGCUCACAAACACCAGCCAAAGUGGCUUGGAUGAAUUCAACCCCUUUUCCGAGAGCUCCCAGCUGACAAAUGCAGCCCGGACGACGCCAGCCGUGCAGCCCUCGGGCCACUCGCAGCCGGCUGUUCUGCAGACGUCCGUGGAGCCCACGCCCCAGGCCGUGGCCGCAGCAGCACAGGCCGGGCUGCUUCAGCAGCAGGCAGAGUUAGAGAGGAAGGCAGCUGAGCUGGAGAAGAAGGAAAGGGAACUGCAGAGCAACUCAGCCAGCAUUAACCCGAGGCAGAACAACUGGCCACCCCUUCCCAAGAAGUGUCCCAUCAAGCCGUGUUUUUAUCAGGAUUUUUCUGCAGACAUCCCAGCUGACUACCAGCGGAUAUGCAAGAUGCUGUAUUACUUGUGGAUGUUGCAUUCCAUUACCCUGCUCCUAAACCUGCUCGCUUGUCUGGCGUGGUUCACAACUGAUAAUGACAGAGGCGUAGACUUCGGUCUCUCGAUUCUUUGGUUAAUUUUAUUCACCCCUUGUGCCUUUCUCUGUUGGUACCGACCAAUUUACAAGGCUUUCAGGUCUGACAGCUCCUUCAGCUUCUUCGUCUUCUUUUUUGUCUUCUUCUGCCAAAUAGCAAUCUACGUCAUCCAGGCUGUUGGCAUUCCUGGCUGGGGAGACAGCGGAUGGAUCGCGGCGCUGUCGGAGGUGCGCAGGAACCUGGCCGUGGCCAUCAUCAUGAUGGUGGUGGCAGCAUUCUUCACGCUGUCUGCUGUUCUCUCCCUCUUCCUCCUGAAGCAGGUCCAUUCCCUGUAUCGGCGCACGGGAGCCAGUUUCCAAAGGGCCCAGGAAGAGUUUUCCCAAGGCAUCCUCAGCAACAGGAGCUUCCAGAAUGCAGCGGCCGGGGCAGCCUCCUCAGCUGCACAGAGUGCUUUCCGGGGAAACUAGCCCUUCCCAGCAAAACUAGCCCUUCCCGGGCUGCCUCCCCCUUGUUUUCUCUGCCCUUAUCACUCCUUUUUUUUUUUUUUUUUCCCUAAAAAUGCACUUUUUGGGGGUACCAUGUGAGCUCUGUGAUGCCGACUCCUGAUGAGAAGAGGUUUUUUUAGCUUCAGCUGAGCUACGGUUUUGAUGAUUAGUUUUCCCUGUCUUAUUUUAGGGUGUGGGGAGAUGGGGGAGACAUUCUCUGAAGUAAAUAUAUUUCUCUAUCCAGGACCUACCAGGUGUUUGUCUCUUCCUCCCCUCGCUCUGUCUGUAGCAGGAAGACAAGGGGAAGCAGGUUUUUGAUUUUACUCUCUCUCUUCUCUUGGCCUUUGCUACGAAGAAUUUGAUUAUCUGAUGUUUUGGGGGGGUUUUGUAAUGUGCAUGUAGUUUGUCAUUAAUUUUAAGAACAGAAACUGUACUUCUGGUUUAUUACACUCACACGAUGCUGCAUUUUGACCUCGUUAACUGCUUGGCUUUCUGAGAGUUGGGAUAACGUGGCAUGAAGGAAAAUCUGGGAGCAGUGGGGGAGUGUGGAGGGAAAUAUUUCUCCUUGUCCCCCCGUGGCAGACCCAUUGCUUCCACAAGGAUCCUGCAGGAGACAGCUCUGGACACAGAGAGGAGGAGAAGGGAUCAAUGGGGGCUGAGUCUUCUCUGUGAAACCAGGGGAGGGAGGGGAAAAAGAGAUUUUGGUUUAACUCCCAGCUCUAAGUUCAGAGCAGCAGGAGCUCUGAAGAUACUGGUUCAGCCACCACACGGUGCCUGCAACAUCCUUCUCCAGCUAACCUUGAAUUAAUCUUUCUCAAGGGAAGACUCCUCCCUGCCUCCUUCCUCCCAAGUUUAAUUUUUUUUCCAGCUGGGAAGGAACUGGUUUCAUGUGUGUUCAGCUGCAUCCCGAGAUGGGAUGUCCCUUGGGACAUGGGUAAGGCACGGGAGUUGAUGGCAGCAGAUGCCCCCUGCUCCCUGCUUCAGCCCUGUGUCUUGGGUAUUGAGGAGGGGGUUUUAAUGCAGAUUUGGCUUUGUGAUGCCCAUUUCCCAGGAUAGGGGUUGUGUUAGACCCCCAUCCUGUGCUAGUGUGGGGCCGGAGGGGGCUGGAACCCAGAAAUCAGCCUUUUUACACCCUUUCCCUCCUGUAUUAUUAUUUUUUUUUUUUCCCCGCGUCCGAUCUUUUAAUGUUUAAAAAAUUAUUAAUAAUAAAAUGUAUAUGUGGUCCAGA